AGUUCUAAACAGGGGCAGACUGACUAUUUGGAAACUCAGGCACUGCCCGAGGGCCCGGGGUCAGUAGGGGGCCCCAUGAGAUGCCCCUGGUACCUUUUUCAUAGGCUUUUUUGAGUUUGGGCAAGGACACAGGGGCCCCAUGAUCCCCUAUUGCCCAGGGGCCCCAUGAGUUGUCAGUCCGCCCCUGGUUCUAAAUACCCACAAUAAUAAUCACUAGCAAUUGCUAGGACAAGCAAUGACCCUAAACACAAAAAUAUUUCCCAGCAAAUGUCAGAGCAAGCAAU
Staurois parvus is the source of this 284-nucleotide messenger RNA. The record is from the annotation of a GenBank genome assembly. Lineage: Eukaryota; Metazoa; Chordata; Amphibia; Anura; Ranidae.